Messenger RNA from Caenorhabditis briggsae, 1605 nucleotides. It is a transcript of the gene Cbr-cyp-23A1, whose product is annotated as Protein CBR-CYP-23A1. The record is from RefSeq and is a predicted model, not a curated record. The coding region runs from base 1 to 1605 and encodes 534 amino acids. Gene Ontology annotation, cellular component: cytoplasm; intracellular membrane-bounded organelle. Gene Ontology annotation, molecular function: iron ion binding; oxidoreductase activity, acting on paired donors, with incorporation or reduction of molecular oxygen, reduced flavin or flavoprotein as one donor, and incorporation of one atom of oxygen; heme binding. Gene Ontology annotation, biological process: xenobiotic metabolic process. Lineage: Eukaryota; Metazoa; Nematoda; Chromadorea; Rhabditida; Rhabditidae. The transcript has 8 exons.
AUGCCGUCGAUUAAAUAUGCCAUUCUUCUCUCAGUUGUCACAUCGUUUUUGUAUUUUCGGAUUAUGAAAAGUUUUGAAAUGGAUAGCUACACGACAACCUACAUCUACCUAUUCUUCUGUACAAUUUCAUAUAUCUUCUAUGAAUCGAAUUAUAAAAGACGUCGGCUACCAAAUGGACCAAUGCCAUGGCUGGUGGCCGGAAAUAUGCCAAGUUUUAUCAAUGUGAAAAACGUCGACGACCUAUUUUUAUAUUGGAAACAAAGAUACGGUGGCAUUUUUACGGUAUGGAUUGGUCCAAUUCCUCUGGUUAUGGUAUCCGAUCUUCCAACAAUCAAAAAAUAUUUCAUCCAACACGCCGACGCCUUCUCCAACCGGUGGCGCAACUUCGUGACCGAUUCGAUAAUGGAAGGCUCCAAUGGGAUUGUUCAAAUCGAUGGGGACAAGUGGAGGGAGCAGAGGAGAUUCGCGUUGCAUACAUUGAGGGAUUUUGGGGUUGGAAGGCCGCUCAUGGAACAGAUGAUUACGUUGGAGGUAACAACUCUCAUGAACCACAUGGCAAAAUCUUGUGGUCUCUCUACAAAAGAAGUCAACCUAUGUCCCUCCAUUGCUGUCUGUGUAGGAAAUAUCAUCAAUAACAUGCUCUUUGGACUUCGUUUCAAUCAGGACAACUCCUAUAUGCACCGCCUUCAUAGUCUUCUGGAUGACCAGUCUCAUACAGUAAUGCAACCAAUUAUGGGAGCUUACAUCGCUUUCCCAGUCACUACAAAAGUCCCAUUUAUCAAUGGAGAAUGGAAUAGAUUAAUGGGGAUAAAGAAGGAGUUGUUGGAAUUUUUGGAGGGUCAGAUACAGAAACACAGGGAGAAUUGGAAAGAGGAGAUGAUGGAGCAAGAGCCGGAGGACUUGACUUAUGCUUAUAUGAUUGAAGUGGAGAAGAGGAAGAGAGCUGGAGAGGAUGUGGGCUUUUUUGACGACCAACAACUAAAAAUGCUGCUCCUUGACCUAUUUUUUGCUGGCAUGGAAACUACAGUAACCACACUCAAAUGGGCGUUCCUUCUCAUGUCGAAAAAUCCCCGAGUUCAACGAAAAGUUCAAGAAGAGCUGGAUAGUAUUGCUCAGCCAAUGGUUGAAAUUCAACAUCGCACAAGGCUACCGUACAUUCAGGCGACGAUAAAUGAAAUUCAACGAAUCGCCAAUAUUCUUCCAAUUAACCUGUUAAGAACAGUGGCAGAAGAUAUUGAUAUCGAUGGAUAUCAGUUCAAAAAGGGAGAUUUGACAAUUCCGCAAAUUUCAAUUUUGAUGAAUGAUCCUGAGAUUUUCAAGAAUCCAAAGGAUUUUUGUCCCGAGCGAUUUUUGGACGAAAAUUUGAAUGUCAAAAAAAUUGACGAAUUUCUACCAUUUUCAAUUGGAAGACGUCAAUGUCUUGGAGAAUCGCUGGCUAGAGCAGAAUUGUAUUUAAUUUUUGCGAAUUUGAUGCAAAACUUCAAAUUCGAAGUUUCAGAAGACGUCACGACGGAGCGCGUCCUGGGUCUUACUGUAUCGCCAGUGCAGUACACCUGUAAAAUCAGCCGACGAGGUUUGGACCAUAAUGAGAAUUGUGUGAAAUAA